Miscanthus lutarioriparius is the source of this 1419-nucleotide messenger RNA. NCBI's taxonomy places the organism in Eukaryota, Viridiplantae, Streptophyta, Magnoliopsida, Poales, Poaceae. The record is from the annotation of a GenBank genome assembly.
AUGACGAUGGCUCUCCUUCUCUCCGAUUCAGAGUCUCUAACCGCUUCGCCGCCGCCAUCACGGGAAGGACCCGACGCGGCCACCACGGAUGACACUAGCUCGGCCCCGGCCAUCAUAGACACCGGUGACAGGCAAGGCAACCACGCCGAGCAAGUCUGUGCGCCAUCGCCCGUACUGCAUGCUGGCAGUGGUAACAAAAAUGCAUUCAAAACACUAAUUGCCGCGGAAUACAGUGGUGUCAAGGUUGAGCUGGCAAAGGACUUUCAAAUGGGUGUUUCCAACAAAACUACACAGUUCCUCAAGAUGAACCCUAUUGGGAAGGUUCCUAUCCUGGAGACACCUGAUGGUGCUGUUUUUGAGAGCAAUGCAAUUGCAAGAUAUGUUACUCGCUUGAAGGCUGACAACCCACUUUAUGGAUCUUCACUGAUUGAUUAUGCCCAUAUUGAGCAAUGGAUGGACUUUGCUACGACAGAGGUCGAUGCAAACACUGGAAAGUGGUUGUACCCACGUAUGGGGUUUUAUCCCUAUGCUGCUGUGACAGAAGAAUCGGCCAUUGCUGCCUUGAAGAGAGCAUUCGGUUCCCUGAACACCCAUCUUGCAUCAAACACAUUCCUUGUUGGGCAUUCAGUGACUCUUGCGGAUAUCGUGCUGACAUGCAAUCUUUAUUUGGGCUUUAGCCGUAUCUUGACUAAGAGUUUUACCUCAGAAUUCCCUCAUGUUGAGAGGUACUUCUGGACCAUGGUUAACCAACCAAACUUCAAAAAGAUCAUUGGAGACGUGAAGCAGGCAGAAGCUGUGCCACCUGUUCCAAAGAAGGCUGCUCCAGCCAAAGAGCAGAAGCCUAAGGAAGCCAAAAAGGAGGCCCCAAAAGAGGCCCCGAAGCCCAAGGUAGCUGAGAAACCAGCAGAGGAAGAGGAGGCACCAAAGCCUAAGCCAAAGAAUCCCCUUGAUUUGCUUCCUCCAAGCAAGAUGAUUCUUGAUGAUUGGAAGAGGCUGUACUCUAACACGAAAACCAACUUCCGUGAGGUUGCUAUUAAAGGUUUCUGGGACAUGUAUGACCCAGAGGGCUACUCCCUGUGGUUCUGUGACUACAAGUACAAUGAUGAGAACACUGUGUCCUUUGUGACCAUGAACAAGGUUGGUGGGUUCCUGCAGCGGAUGGACCUGUGCCGCAAAUAUGCCUUUGGCAAGAUGCUUGUGGUUGGCUCUGAGCCCCCUUUCAAGGUCAAGGGCCUCUGGCUCUUCCGUGGCUCAGAAAUCCCCAAGUUUGUCAUGGAUGAAGUCUAUGACAUGGAGCUCUACGAGUGGACCAAGGUUGACCUCUGUGAUGAGGCCCAGAAGGAGCGGGUCAAUGCCAUGAUCGAGGACCAGGAGCCCUUUGAGGGCGAGGCCUUGCUGGAUGCAAAAUGCUUCAAGUGA